AUGCAUUUGAAUAAAUCCACGUAUGAUGGCCUGCAUUUAUAUUUUGUGGUGUUACAGGACUGUUGUACGCUUUUGCCUUUUGGGACCAUUUCUGAGGAUAAUGUUGCUGUUAUGAAGAAUCUCACCAUUUCAUACCAACUGCAGGAAUAAGUCCUGCAACCUCUAAACCACUGAAAAUACAUGGAGAGCCUAUUUGGUUCAGUUUCAAGACAGAAUGUGUCUGGUCCCCUUGAAUCUUGCCAGAGGCAUUUCCCUGAGCUGGAAAGUUAUUGUUUUAAAGGAAACUCUACAAACAUGUGAACCUAACAGGGAAACAUGUUGGGUUAUCUGAUCCUCACCGGCAGUUUUUUUUCCUCUCCCACACCAGCCUCACAUGGAUAUUUUUUGCAGCGUGCAAGCGCCUUGACGCGAGUGACAGCGUUUGUUUACUAGUCUCCAUAAGUGCGUGUCAGCCUGAUGCAUAUCUGUGCUGUCAGCCAAGAGAAAGGUGGAUCCUUCAAUACAAGCCAACACCUCUUAUCCUCAUCCUGUCAUGCGUGUGGCAGAGCAGCUCCAUCCAGCCCCAUCUCUCGGGCAACGACACUCCCGCCCUCGUCUUGCCUCUCCGCAAAUGCACUUGUGCGUCCUGGAAAACACCCUGCAUCUGACAGAAUGAAUGGCUACGGGUCCCCUUACCUGUACAUGGGGGCUCCGGUGUCUCAGCCCCGGGCCCCGCUCCAGAGGACCCCAAAGUGCGCGCGGUGCCGGAACCACGGCGUGCUGUCGUGGCUCAAAGGUCACAAACGCUACUGCCGCUUCAAGGACUGCACCUGCGAGAAAUGCAUCCUCAUCAUCGAGCGGCAGCGCGUCAUGGCGGCGCAGGUGGCGCUCCGCAGGCAGCAGGCCAACGAGAACCUGGAGAGCCUCAUCCCGGAGUCACUCAGAGUACUGUCCGGCAUCGGCAUCUCCGGAGCCGGCGAGGGGAACCAGGGAGCCCCGCCGAGGACGGAGGAGGUGGAGUUGAGGUGGAGCAGCACGGAGCCGGUGCAGGCCGAAGCACAAACAUGCACAGAGCCCACAGAGGACAGUCCUGAUGAGGUGUCAGGGGCUGAAAACGGGGAGAACUCCAGUGAGAAGGAGCAAGACCCGGUCAGCUCCCCCGAGGGCUCCAAACCAAACUCCUGCUACACCCCAGAGCCUCCAGAAACCCCCUCCCACCCGGAGGAGGAGAGCCGCUACAGCCUCCCCAAAACCGGCAGCACCGAGAAGGAAGCCAAACCCGAGAGCUCCCCCAAGUAUCCCGUCAGCCCCGCGGAGCAGAGCGUGUUGAUCGAAGGCCUCGCCGGCUCUAUCAACCUGCCCUUCAGCCUCCGAGCCAACCGGCCGCCGCUGGAGGUCCUCAAGAAGAUAUUCCCCGCUCACAAGCCUCCUGUCCUGGAGCUCAUCCUCAGAGGCUGCGGGGGAGAUCUGGUGGGGGCCAUCGAGGUGCUGCUGUCCAGCCGGGGUCCUGACGGGAGCGCGCAUCCACACGCCGACCCGCAACCGGACGCCCUGAUGCUGCCUUCAAAUGGACACCUGUUCGAGCACACGCUGGGCUCCUACCACCCGGUGUCCUCCUCCGCUAAGUGGUCGGUGGGCUCUGCUUUCCGGGUCCCCGAGUCCCUGCGCUUCACAUCCGACUCCGCCUCGGGCGUGGUGUCCACCAGCCCGCUGGCUGUCCCCCUGCAGCACCCGUCCUUUCCGCAGCCCAUGCGCUACCCGCUCAUGCUGCUCAACUCUCUGACUAGCAGCCAGGCCAGCCCCUUCGUGCACAACGACGUGACUCUGUGGAAUACCAUGGCCUUGCAGCAGCAGUACCAGCUCCGCUCGACGGCCCAGUACGUGUCUCCUUUCUCCCCCGCAGCUCCCGCCGGCUCGGGUGGGUCCGUGUUCCGUGGCUCGCCCAUCCUCCCCUCCAGAUCCUCAGAGGAGCAGCGCAUGAGCAUCCAGGAGGAGAGCUGCACGCUGGGACCCAAACCCGGCCUCUACUCCCCUGUUGAGGAGUACGAAGAACGCUCCGACUCCACAGACUCCCGCAUCCUGAACUCCUCCGCCUAGAACAGAUGCUGAUGAUGGACUAAUACAGCAGAGGACACCAAAAAUGUAUUAUUGUGAAUGGACAACCAGUGUAUGUCGAGUAUUUUUGGGUGGGUGGAGGGCGAGGGGUCCUGUGUCUUGUUUGAAUUGAAUUGUGUCAAGCAAUCACCCUUUGAUGAGAUGAUGUUAAUCCUCUAACAUCAGGCUUUCAAGAUGUCAUGUGGACACGACCAAAACGGAUUCAUAUUGUUUUGAAAAGCUGUCAUCUAUUUCCUGUAAGCAUGUUUAGUACUGUGAAAACUUUCGAUGUAAGGAUCAUCACUGCAUGUUAAGAGUAUGCCAAAUAAAUCAGAGUUUCCCAAAUGGAUUAGGCUGCUGUCUUUACUCACAGGUAUUGUUGAUGGCUGAAGUUGUAUAAAAUAUCAAACUAAAAUCUUCAGCGAAUAAAAAUUACCUGUCUGCUUUUUAAGUUCUUAGCUGAGUAUGACUUUCAUGUUCAUGGUGUUCAAUAAUCCUCCAGUAUUUUAAAUCAAAUUCAACAUCAGAGGGUUGUUAUGUUAAAGUCAAUCAUGUUCACCAAUAUGGCCUCCAUUGUAACAGUG
Molecule: messenger RNA, 2657 nt
Organism: Scatophagus argus
Lineage: Eukaryota; Metazoa; Chordata; Actinopteri; Scatophagidae
Gene: dmrt3a
Product: doublesex and mab-3 related transcription factor 3a
Exons: 2
Coding region: 457-2076 (539 amino acids)
Biological process (GO): male sex differentiation; regulation of transcription by RNA polymerase II
Cellular component (GO): nucleus
Molecular function (GO): RNA polymerase II cis-regulatory region sequence-specific DNA binding; protein binding; DNA-binding transcription factor activity, RNA polymerase II-specific
Source: RefSeq, a predicted model, not a curated record